Molecule: messenger RNA, 7177 nt
Organism: Monopterus albus (swamp eel)
Lineage: Eukaryota; Metazoa; Chordata; Actinopteri; Synbranchiformes; Synbranchidae
Gene: vamp2
Product: vesicle-associated membrane protein 2
Exons: 5
Coding region: 365-700 (111 amino acids)
Biological process (GO): vesicle-mediated transport
Cellular component (GO): membrane
Source: RefSeq, a predicted model, not a curated record
CUCGCCGCGUCAGAGAGCCAUCUUUGUCCACCUAAUCCAGGCGGCUGUUUAUUACACCCUCAUUACUGCACGGACUCUGACAGCGCCAGGCUCUAGUAUAAUAGCCCGCAGGUGCCGCAUCGCCUUAGAAAUAUCGAGAGUAAAAGGGGUGGUUUAGCGAGAGGACACAUCUCAGAGGCAGAUACAAGCCAGUGCUCCUCCUAGGCUAUAUAGGCAGGGAAACGCCACAGUAACUAGCUGAAGGGUGCCAGAGGGGAGAGAGGAUCACAGAAGGCAAUCCACAUCCGUCUGCCAACCGCUUGGUACGCGCUAACAUCCCCAGUCCGGAUUUCAGUCCAGCUGUCUAGUCAAUAAUACCAAGAAAAUGUCUGCCCCUGCCACUGGAGCCCCUGCACCAGAAGGAGGCAAUCAGCCCCCUCCCAACCUCACCAGCAACCGCCGUCUGCAGCAGACACAGGCACAGGUGGAUGAGGUGGUGGAUAUCAUGCGUGUUAAUGUGGAUAAGGUUCUGGAGCGUGAUCAGAAGCUGUCAGAACUGGAUGACAGGGCCGAUGCCCUGCAGGCUGGAGCCUCUCAGUUUGAGACCAGUGCUGCAAAACUGAAAAAUAAAUACUGGUGGAAAAAUGCCAAGAUGAUGAUUAUCCUGGGUGUGAUAUGCGUUAUUGUCCUCAUCGUCAUUAUCGUGUACUUCAGCACCUAAGAAGAGUUGCUCCUACCCCAGUCUGAUCUCAACUUCCCUACUACAGAAAAAAACCCUUCAAAUUGAUGACAAAACUAGCCACAGAUAAUUAAUUUAUUCUUUAUAUCUCCCUGAUUAGCCUUGAUAUAACACCCCUAAAUCCUUCAGGGCCCCAUUGCUCCCCCAUUUCCACCACCUCGCCUCUGGACCCCCUGUCAAUAUUUGUCCUGUGCGUGUGUGGCCCUGUUUCCUUUCUGGGUACUCUUGGCUUUUCUAACCUGCCAUACUGAGAACCAAACACUUGUGACAAUGCAACAACAGAAAAGGAAACAACAAUUGGCGAUAAUUGUUACAUACCUGAUAUAUAUAGGUCUUUGUAGAGUUUUAUUCUGAUAUAUACUGUUUUGUAGGUGUGUGUGCGUGUGUGUGUGCAUUUUGUAGUUUUUUAAUUUUUGUAUUAAUUUCACGUAUGCUUCAUCGUUAACUACUGCCUAUUAAUCAAAGUGUGUGUCUUGCAUGUUCUCAUCAUCUGUCCGUCCCGUGCUUACUCUCUCUUUUUUGUGUAUUUUUGCACAGUGGAGUCAGUCUCCAUUUCACACAUGAAAUGCAAACUGAUUGAUCCAUUCGGUUAGUCCAACAUAUGUAAGAGGACUAAUGGUUUUAAAAAUAUAUCAAGUUACAAAAAUGGGAGCUAUUCCACAGACAAAACUGCCCUUACACAUUCCCCAGGUUACUGCUCGUUCAGCUCCAGAUUUCUCUAACUUGAUGCUGUCAAAAAUUUAAGUCUUAGCUUUCUUUGUAGGUUUUUCUGCGAGAGUUAAUGCUCACCAGUAUUGAUCGACCUUACAAAUAAUGCAUGUAUUGUUAAAGCAAUCUCGAUUAUUCAUCAUUUCCAGUCCUUUCCAUCAGAUCCUCUCACAAUCUGUCAUUUCUCCCUUUAACAACUUUCAUCUGAGGUCUCUGUAAUGCCGCAGCCCUCUUGAGUGUCUCAGCAUGCUUGAACACUUCUGGUAAUUUCAAUACUGCCAUAGUACAGUUGGACCAAUGUCUGUAGAUGUUUUUUUUUUUUUUUUUAAAUAUUAUGUAGUGUCUUAUUUCGAAAACAUUCCUUCAUUGCAGACUAGUGCAGAUGCUCUUACUGUAGCACAUGUAAGUGUAAGUAUCUUUAAAAAAAUACAUGCAUGAAACUUGUGUCAAGAAAAUCGGUCAUACAAACCAUAGGAGAAAAUAUAGUUAGUAGCUGUAAGGGUAAAUUUUGGUUAGACAGGAUUAGACUUUCAAUCAGUUCAAAUUGUUUUUUGUAAUAUUAAUGAUUAUACCUAGAGUAUAAUGUGGAGACGUCAACAAUGUCAAACUGUAGAUAUGGGCUUGCCAUGCCAUGCCAGAGGAUACAAUUGUUAUUACAUUUAUUGCAUAAAUUAACAAUUGAUUAAUUUGCAUAAAGGUUGACUCUCACUGGCCACUUACUUACAUGGACACUGAAAAAGCCUUAGUCUCCAGUCUCUUCUGUUAGUUAGUGUAGAGUAUUUCCAGUCAAACACACCCGCACACUUUGAGUUUGUGUAGAGGGAGUGGCUGACCACAGUUUAAAAUGCACAAACAACCUUGUUUUUCAUGGCACUGUCUGGCUGGUUAAUAGCCCGGCCAGAGAAGUUCCUCCUGCAGCAAAACCUCUCUGCGUGAAGAGCACAUAAAAAAGAGACAGUUCAGCCUUAUUUGAAAAUGCAAGAAAAGAGGCUAAUGAGUAAAAUGUCAAAUUCACCGCUGAGAUUUAGUUCAGCAGUCUGUUAACUCUGGGGCAUGUUAGUAACAAGAAACAUGAGAAGCAGUUAUUUAAAAAAACAGUAGCAUUCCUAAAAAGAGUGUUUUGCUAGAAGAGUGGUUCUGUCUCAGUGUCUCUCCCAGUAGUUCAGGCCUUUUUCUUUUCUUUUUUUUUUUUUUACAAAAUAGAUUCUAUUUUUUAUUAUAGUAUAUUUUUGUGUGAACCAGACAGGUAAAGAGGAGGUUUACAAACAGUACCAUUUACUACAAACAGCAGUAAGCUCCUCUUUACCUUUGUCUACUGUGGUUUUUGUAAUUCAGCUCUGUGCAUUAUACACUGCCAAGCAACAAGGGAGCGGCUUCUGUUGUUAUUGCAGUUUUUUCUUUCAUUGGUGCCCUCACUGGUUUGAUUUAGAACUUUUACAUCCCCUUUUUUGGCAUAUACUCCCAUGUACACUACCGUUUUGAGUACAUUAUGAGCAGGAGAGCAGGGCAAUUUGAUGCACUUGGUUUUUAAUCCUCUGUCAAACUAAGGCCUUGUACACAUGAACAUGCGAUGACAUAAACCAAACAUUCAGAUUAGGAGAGGGAUUUUUAGGGCUUUUAACUACACAUGGUUGUUAUUUACAGGGUUUUGCUUGUGGUUGUAGUAAAUCUAAGCUUUGAAAUAGUUGCAGUCUAUCAUGAACUGUAUGUUUAUUGAAAGGGAGAAUUCUUAAGUGUGCGAGCCUACAACAUAUAAGCAGGAAGUCAGCUCCUGCUUUGCUGCCACUGACAUUAUUGUUAAUGAUCCUGAAAAGUAUGAGCUGAGCUGUCAGAUCUUAUAGUCAUCUACAGUCAAUAUAAAGACCACAAAAACACCUACAAUAUUCUAAGCCAAGUGUGUGUAAAGCCUUAGUAGCCUUGUCUUUCUGCAACAUGAAUUUUUAUCUUCCCCGCCAGCUGAGUAGGCCAACCUGCCACCCUUUGCUGUACUCACUGACUCAGAAUCCAGUGUGUGUGUGUGUGUGUGUGUGUGUGUGUGGUUGGGGGGGUGAGUGCAGGUGCAACUUUGUAUGUUACUAUGUGUGUGUUAGAAUAGCUCUCUUGGUAAUAUCCCCAGUUCAUCCCAACAGAUUGGGCUGCUUAAAUCUCAGAGUGUGGGCAUGUUGUUUCUUUGACCACUGAAGUACACAAGCAGAAAGGUUACAGAUCUGCCAGCCACUUCUAUUAUGAAGGACCCCAACCUUAACAAAUCCACUCCACCUCCGACAGCCCCUACAUGUUUUUCUCUAAAUAGAACAAAACUGCAGAAGAUUACCAAAGACCAGAUUUCUAUGCUUAUGCUGCCAAUUGCCAUCAAAAACAAAUAGAGAGGAACAGGCUGUCCCAACAACCCUAGUUUGUUUUAAAAGGCUUAGGCUUGUCCUAUCUAGACACGCAUUUACACACUAUUUAUAUGAUGUGUCAGUUUGGCUUGCGGGUGUGCCAUUCUAACAUAUGCAAGUUAAAACUCAAAGAAGAAGACAUGCUUCUAUUUUCAGAUCCAGUUUCCCCCACCACAUGUAUCCAGGUCUGAAGAGCUUCUUUAAGCUGUAACAAGUUUUUAGACACAUGAUCUGAUAACUAAUCAUAGCACAACUCUUUACUUUUCUCUUGCUAUAGUUUUAAACUGAAAAGACAGAACUAAACAACACUACAAACAAACAAAGCAACAAACAAAAGCUAUUAGGCAUAAACCAAGACAACUGUUAAAAAUCUGCAUUGGUUGGUGCCGUAAUAUGGGGAUGUUUUGGGGUGUAGGGGGUUCUAUAUCCUCAGGUUUAAGGUAUUAGCAAUUUACCAAAAUAUAUAAGAGGGCAAGAACUGUAUUAGCAAACUGUAAAAUCUGGUUCUUUUGCCAACAGAAAAGCAUUAUAGGGUUACAAAUGUGGUCCUUUUUAGCCAUACUGGAGGAGUUAACCAUACAGUGGACUGAAGUAAAAUCAAACUACUGACUGGGGUAGGACUUCAAUGUUAUCUAUCAAUUCAGCUGUUGUCCUGUGAGUGCUCAACCAAUUUUGUCACAAUGGUGAAAAUGAAGUGCGUGCUCUCCUUUUCUCGUGCUUUAUCGUCUAUAUGAAAAGAAGCACGCAUAUUAUUUUAAUACCAUGGCACUUUUUCUGUUGUGCUUUGACCAUUUUGGUGGGAUGGGAACAUGAUUCGCUGGAGAAUAUUGUCUUAUGUCAACCACAAGAACUGUUCAGUGAUCUCAGUUUAAAGCUGCGUUCAGGUCAUUUGUAGCGAUGGGAAGUGCAAUGGUGACCGCUUGGAAAAAAGGGUUUAGACCCUCUUCCAGGUUUGAAUUACAACUUGUGAACUCAUAAUUCAAACUUGGAAGGAAACGAACAGAACGAAGGAGACCAACAGAACAAAACACUGCGUCUUGUGAUAUGUACGCAGAGACGAAUGUUCCCAGGCCGUCGCCCCCAAAUGGGAUGAGUGCAGCAACAGGAGGGAACCCUUUGAGCCGCUGAAUGUUCACUGGAUGGCGAUAGAAAUACAAUAUUCUACUUAAUAUAUGUUUUAUUGUUUUAUUUUGAACCAAAUAUUGUGGGGUUUUUUUUUGCAUCAAUUUAUUAAUAACUCCAGAUGUCACUGAAUUGUUUGUAUGUAAGCACUGAAGGGUAAAGGCAAGGAAAAUGGGACGGUAUCAAGAAAAAAGUAGUUUUACCUUCAAUCGUCCAGAACACUUAGAAUGAUCCUACAGUUUACAGAGUGUCAUUUGUAUCUACAAGAUAAAUUUUUUGUUUAAAUCAUUAUUUUUGAGGGAUGAUUUUAAUUUCUCUGUGGGGUUUCUGGGACACAGGCCCAUAUUGCCCCUGUUCAUCUGGCCUUAAAGGAGGGACAGGACUGGAGGAUCAUGGGCAAUGUGCUCAUUUAUAUCAUCUUUCUUUCUUUUCCUUUGCUUUUAUUUAUUGAUAAAUUUAUUGUGCUGUCAUUUGGCAUGGGAUUAGAAAUUAAACAAGGUUGACUCAGUGUAAAGAAGAGGAGGCUGAAUGAAAAACUAAAGUACAUAAAAUAAUUGUAGUGUAAAUCUAUCAAUGUCUUAUUAUAAUGAUGAACAUCAUGAAAUAUAUGUAUAUUGGAAAAACAGUAUCUAUGACAAUGUGUGUGUUUUGUAUGCAUUGUGGGUGUGUAACAAAGGGGAGAUCAAAAUUUUUUCUGCAGUUUUGGGACCUGGGAUCUGACCUGUAUGAACAAGAAUAUGUUUAUUAGGAUAAACCUUUUUUCUAAAUUUAUCCUGAUUAUGUGGAAGUUUCAAAAAUACAUCCACAGUUGCUUCAAACAGUUGUGCUUAGAGUCAGUCCUUAACCUCCACAUCCUGAACUCACAUUAUUACACACAGACUGCAUGUGCACUUAGUCCUAUCUGUCUGUUGCUAAAAAUAUAAUCCCUUCAGAAGAAACAAUGUGUGUUUGCAAGAACAACGAAAUUUAAAUGAUGUUUUCAUUAUCUGCAUGUGACCUACAUGUGUAUCCAGGAUUUACACAUCACUGUAUUAUAGUGCAAACCCUCCAGAGAAGCAUUAACUCUCAUGCAGGUCAUGCAGUGCAUUCAGGCUAAAUACAGUGAUUCCGUGGGUUUAUAAGCUACUAUUCAAUAGGCCACUAUUCUAUAUUAAGUAUUCUAUGCUGUUCAAAUCCAAUUAUAGUAUUUAGGUCACAUAAUCUGAGGUGUCACACAAUGUAGUUUAACACUGGCUGUUUACUAAUACCUUGUGGAUCAGUCAUAAGCCACUCUUAAAACCAGCUAGUGAAUUGUCAGGCUGUGGGAAAUCUUCAUUCAGUAUGACAUGAGAAACGGGGUUCAGAUGAGGAUAAAACUUACGCUGUCACAUUAUCCUAAUCGCCCCACUGUCACGCAAAGUGAAGGGACAUUCUCCUUCUAGAGUUUGUAGUAGGAGUAGUAAUAGUAGUAGCAGUGCUGGUGGUAGAGUCUAUAGUUGUGAAAAAGCAGCAGAUAAAAAUUGUUGUAGUUUUUACAGCCUGUGGUAAAAUGAACCAUCAGUGAGAGUCGCUUCCUGUGACUUUUAUUUUGAAGUACACAAGGUGGGUCCUGUUCAAACCACAUAAGUAGCCUGCAGUAUAACCUGCUCCUUUUUUACUUUAUCUUUAGUUGCUAAUGCAUAUGUUUUCUAUUAAGCUGCGAGUUUAUCCAAAUCUCAAAAAGCUAUUAGACAAGGAAAGAAAGUAAUCCCUAUUAAACUAGAGUUAAAUUAGUCUAAUGCAGGCUUUAACACACAUUGUUAUUUCUGGAAUUAUAAGAUUAUUUGUGAAGUGUAAAAAAACAAAAAGCCCAUAGAAAAUAAUAAAAAAAAAAAAGAAAUGAACCUUCAACACAAGGUUGCUGCACCAACACAGCAGCGCCACUGUCUAUGUUAUAGUUUCAUGUUUUCACCAGCAGGUGUCCCCAUGACAACUAUGGUAUUUAUGUUGUGGACCCACUGAAACAAAAUGUAUGUUGGUGUGUUCAGAGGGAAAUGUGUCACCCAGUUAUCACAGUUGUGCUUCACAUAACGUCUACUUCACCUCAUAAAAAUAUUACAUUCUCAGUAUAUUGAAAUGGCAGUUCAGUUGCCUUGGGAUAUUUAUUUUGUUUGUCUGUUUCUAUGUUUUGUUAAUGUUGUAUGGUUUUAUCUAUGCUUUUAUAAGCGAGGCACCUUGAGCUACCAUGGUGUAUGAAAGUUGGGGUAUAAAUAAAGCUGACUUGACUUGA